AUGUCUACCUUCUUGCCGCUCGUCGAGAAAUCAAGCGAGGAGUUGGUAGAACCUUUGUUGCGCAUCGGACCAGUGGUGGUUCCGUACCAACCUCACUCAUCCGACCCUUUACCUUCCCGGACUUACCUCCUUAUCGACCCUAACACGCCCAUAUCGUCGGAAGAGAUUCUGUCCGAACUCGAUGCCGGGGUAGAAAAGGUCAUAGUAUCCCCAAAACUAGCAAAGGAACUGUUGAACCAUGUUCCGGCUCAACGUCUUGCUUUGCUCCUAGACGCCAGCAAUUUCAGUGCAGUGAGCGACACCGUUCGGAAUGCAGUCACAGGAGUUAUUCUGAAGAUGCCGACGGCAGACAUAGACUUCAUCACCUCGGUGGCACGCUUCUUCGCGUCGUGCACCGUCUACGUCCUUUCUGCUGCCCAUACGCCCCCAACGACGGCCAGUAUUCGCCAGCUACGGACUGUUGGCGCGUCCUUCGUCAUUCCAAGCUCCCAGCUUACAAUCGGACCAUCAUCAGGAUCUCAGAUAAAUAUUUCAGAUGCAUUUACAGCUCCAAUUACCUCGGAUCGCAAAGACGGACUCUUCCCUACCGUUGUUUGUGAUGAAACCGGUCACUCGCUAGGACUCGUUUAUUCCUCGGUGAAUUCGAUCAAGGAAAGUAUCGUCACUGGGAAGGGAGUCUACCAAUCCCGAAAGCAUGGUCUGUGGAGAAAGGGCGAAACGUCUGGUGCCACCCAAGACGUUGUUAGCAUCCGACUAGACUGUGAUUCGGACAGCCUCGAAUUCAAAGUCGUUCAACAUGGCGCAGGGUUCUGUCACCUCGAACGACAAUCAUGUUUUGGUGCCGUCGGUGGCAUCACAGCACUGGAAAACACCCUUCUAUCACGGCUCGAGUCCUCUCCCGAAGGAUCGUACACUAGUCGUCUAUUUAACGACCCCGGUCUUCUUCGUUCGAAAAUCAUGGAGGAAGCCGAUGAACUCUGUCAGGCGGCGAGCCCCGAAGAUAUCGCGUUCGAAGCCGCAGACUUGUUCUACUUUGCACUCACGAAAUGCGUCGCAGCGGGCGUAAGCUUUGCAGACAUCGAGCGGUCGUUGGAUCAUAAAGCCAAGAAGGUUGUACGACGACCAGGAAAUGCCAAGCCACAAUGGUCGGCCAGUGUAGCAGCAUCGUCGUCGAAACCGCCGUUAUCUUCUGAACCACCCUCUGCUAACGACGAGAUAAUCAGCAUGCGAACGUUCGACCUCGCCGCGAUCGAGGCAGAGGAGCGGUUACAACUACUUCGACGCCCCGUCCUCAAAUCUGACGAGAUGAUGGCCAAGGUCAGGCCUAUCGUCGAGGACGUCCGCAUCCGCGGUGACGCCGCCCUCCUCGAGCUCACCGCGAAAUUCGACAAAGUUACUCUCGAUGCCACCGUUAUCUUCCCCCCAUUUUCUCCGUCGUCCAUGGAACUCGACGACGAAGUACGGGUGGCCAUAGACAAAGCGUACCACAACAUCCACAAAUUCCAUAACGCACAAGCCGAUCGGUCUACCCUGGUGGUAGAAACCACACCAGGGGUGGUAUGUUCUCGCUUUGCUCGUCCGGUGGCUCGUGUUGGUCUUUACAUCCCCGGCGGUACCGCUAUCCUACCCUCGACGGCGCUGAUGCUCGGAAUUCCGGCGCAGGUGGCUGGGUGCAAGGAAGUAGUCUUUGCCACACCUCCCAGACCCGAUGGAAGUAUAUCUCCGGAAGUGAUGUACGUCGCCCACCUAGUCGGUGCAACUGCGAUCGUCAAGGCUGGCGGCGCUCAAGCAAUUGCAGCCCUUGCCUAUGGGACGGAGACCGUGCCCAAGGUAGACAAGCUGUUUGGCCCGGGCAAUCAAUGGGUAACUGCAGCAAAAAUGUUGGUGCAAAAUGAUACGGAUGCGCUGGUCAGCAUAGACAUGCCCGCUGGUCCGUCUGAGGUCUUGGUCAUCGCCGAUCACACCGCGAAUCCCGCGUUCGUAGCAGCUGACUUACUGUCUCAAGCUGAGCACGGCGUCGACUCCCAAGUGGUGCUCCUGGCUGUCGACCUGCCGGCCGAACGACUCGAAGCCAUCGAACAGGAAGUAGAUAAACAAGCGAAAGCAUUACCUCGUGUCGACAUUGUGCGUCAGUCGAUCGCAAAGAGUAUCAUAGUGAAAACCACGACGGUCGACGAAGCGAUCGAAUUUUCCAACGAUUACGCUCCCGAGCACUUGAUCCUGCACUUGGAAAACGCGUCAGACCGCGUCGCCCACAUCGAUAAUGCGGGCAGCGUGUUCGUCGGCCCGUUCACUCCAGAAAGUUGCGGUGAUUACGCAUCCGGUACAAAUCAUACCCUCCCAACAAAUGGAUAUGCACGCCAGUUCAGCGGUGUUAACACCCAAUCCUUUCAAAAACACAUCACCUCACAGGAGAUCACGGCUGCGGGCCUAAAAGAACUCGGACCAGUGGUUGCAACGUUGGCCGAUUGUGAGGGCCUCGCUGCACAUGCAAAUGCUGUUCGCAUACGGUUGCGCGAGAUGCAGUGA
This is a messenger RNA of Pleurotus ostreatus (oyster mushroom), 2529 nucleotides long. RefSeq names its product trifunctional histidinol dehydrogenase (gene HIS4). NCBI's taxonomy places the organism in Eukaryota, Fungi, Basidiomycota, Agaricomycetes, Agaricales, Pleurotaceae. Gene Ontology annotation, molecular function: histidinol dehydrogenase activity; phosphoribosyl-AMP cyclohydrolase activity; phosphoribosyl-ATP diphosphatase activity. The transcript is spliced from 3 exons. Gene Ontology annotation, biological process: L-histidine biosynthetic process. Gene Ontology annotation, cellular component: cytoplasm. The record is from RefSeq and is a predicted model, not a curated record. Bases 1 to 2529 code for a protein of 842 amino acids.